Molecule: messenger RNA, 1569 nt
Organism: Colletotrichum navitas
Lineage: Eukaryota; Fungi; Ascomycota; Sordariomycetes; Glomerellales; Glomerellaceae
Product: high-affinity glucose transporter
Exons: 6
Coding region: 1-1563 (520 amino acids)
Biological process (GO): transmembrane transport; carbohydrate transport
Cellular component (GO): membrane
Molecular function (GO): carbohydrate:proton symporter activity
Source: RefSeq, a predicted model, not a curated record
AUGUAUCAGGCCAAAAACGCUUACUUUAUCUGCGGAUUCGCCGCCAUUGGUGGUGGUCUAUUUGGCUUUGACAUCAGCUCUAUAAGUGGUGUCCUCGGAACCGAAGCCUACAAACGCUACUUUGGCAACCCCGUAUCGUACUCCCAAGGCGGUAUCACCGCCUCUAUGCCUGCCGGCUCCCUCGUCGGAUCCCUCUUUUCCUCUUUCAUCGCCGAUAAGUACUCCCGCAAGGUCGCCCUCCAGUUUUCCUGCAUACUCUGUGUCGUUGGCGCCAUUCUGCAAUGUGCUGCGGUCAACGUCGGCAUGCUUUGCGCCGGUCGUGUUAUCGCCGGCAUGUGUAUUGGUAUCGCUUCCUCCAUCGUUUCUGUUUACCAAUCAGAAAUCGCCCCCAAGGAGAUCCGUGGUCGUAUCCUGAUCCAGUAUUUGAUUCAAUAUGGCGCCGCCGAGGGUGUCGGAGGCGGCUCUACCUACCCCAACCAACCGACAGCUGCCUUCCGUAUCCCAUGGGGUGUGCGGAUGGUCCCCGCCGUCGUCCUGUUUGUCGGUCUCUUCUUCUUUCCAUACAGCCCGCAUUGGCUUGCUAGCAAGGACCGCUGGGAUGAGGCCAUGCAGGUUCUCGCCCACCUUCACGGGAACGGCGACGUCAACCACCCCAAGGUCCUUUCUCAGUAUCGGGAGAUUGAGGAGGCCUCCCGCUUCGAGCGGGAGGAGAACAUCGGCUCCUUCAAGGGUCUCGUUGCACCCCGCAUGUACAAGCGUGUGCUUCUCGGAAUGAGCAUUCAAAUGUGGUCCCAGCUGAGCGGCAUGAAUGUUAUGAUGUAUUACAUUGUUUACAUUAUGCAAAGCGCUGGCAUCGGGAACCCGCUCUUGAGUGCCUCCAUCCAGUACAUCAUCAACGUUGUCAUGACUUUGCCUGCCAUUCUCUUCAUUGACAAGCUUGGCCGGCGUCCUCUGCUUAUUGGUGGGUCUUUCAUGAUGAUGGCUCUGCUGUUUAUCUCUGGCGCGCUACAGCAGUACUACGGCGAGGCCAACACUGACGAAACGCGAGAAUCUCUCAACGAGUCCGCUUCCUGGAUCAUCAAAGAGCAGUACUCCGUCUCCGCCGCUAUCGUCUCUUGUUCCUAUAUUUUCGUGGCCACGUUUGCGACAACAUGGGGCCCGGUCAGCUGGACAUAUCCUGCCGAAAUAUUCCCCAUCAAAAUUCGCGCCAAGGCCGUUUCCUUGGCCGCGAGGACCAACUGGUUUUGGAACAUGGUUCUGGCCUUCGCCGUUCCGCCCUUGCUGUGGAACAUUAACUACCGGAUGUACUACAUCUUCGCCGCCUUCAACGCCCUUGCCUUCCUCCAUACCGCAUUCUUCGCUCCCGAAACCAAGGGCUUUACCCUUGAGGAGAUGGAUGAUGUCUUCAACUCCGGCCUCCCGGCUUGGAAGAGCCACAAGGCCAAGUCGCGCCUCGAUGACCUCGAGAACGAAAUUGCUGCCGGAAACCUCAAGGUAGAAGGAUCCGUCGACGCCACCGGGACCAAAAAUGGCGCUACAGAGGCUGAGAAGCCGAGCAUUUGAGUCUGG